This is a messenger RNA of Phytomonas sp. EM1, 2502 nucleotides long. The record is from the annotation of a GenBank genome assembly. NCBI's taxonomy places the organism in Eukaryota, Euglenozoa, Kinetoplastea, Trypanosomatida, Trypanosomatidae.
AUGCAUCAUACCAUUGUUAGCUACCACCGUACCGGCCGCGCUCGCGCAUUUGUUCACCGCGAUCCAUCUCUGCAGUUGAUGCGUGCGGGCAGCGGCUACCGAAAUCUCAAACGGAUGGGCAUGCCUGCGCAAGUCGGCUUAGGAUUUCGAAAAGUAGACAACUUCUAUGCGAAUACGCAAUACCAGCAUGCAUGGCCACUGCUCUCACAUGACGACAUGGGGAACAGCGAUCAGUCGAAUAACACAACUAACAUCUUGUAUUCUAUGUACAUGCCGAAGCGAAAUAAGGGCACAGCGCCAUGGUUUCGUGGGGCCGAUACGUAUUCCGUCAAGUACUGUGAGCAAGGUCGCUACGAGUAUCAGCGCUAUCUCAUGAUUAAUCGCUUCCCAAGUGAAUACAAGAAGCAUUUCCUGCGGUUUUUGACGAACAUUCGUGCGGGAGGGAAAUCCGACGCGGUUCUACCACAGGAAACCCUGCACUGGCUGUUGCGUAUGAUUGUCGACAACUUCAACCCGCAACAUGUGCAUUACAUUGCUGCGAUGCGGACGCUCUUAGACGCGAACGAGAUUGACAUGGCGCGUGAUGUUUGGAAGAUAAUGGAGCGGCAGCAGACGUGGCCGGAUACCGCCACGUUGUGCGCUUAUCUAGACGUUUGCGUUGCGUCUGGCGAGAAGACCUGGGCGAUCGAGGCGUGGAAUCGCUACGCUACGGAGCUGAAGUUCCUGAGUGAGGGUGAGGUUGACCCCAAGCCGAUCACCCGCGUUCCCUUCUCCCUCACGCGUGAGGAACUGUUGUACCUGCCAAAAUGGAAGAAGCAUUUCGACCACGACCCUAACCUCGACGUGCCGGAUUUAAACCGCUUCAAUCGCACGCGGGAGGUGUAUUUACGGAUGAGUUUAGCCAUGCUUGCGGGCGGGGAUCGCGGCCUUUCGGAGUACUUUUUCCACAAGCUCGAGGAGGCGAUGUUGACGACGCCGACGCCGGUGCCGGAGCCACCCAACCCGCAUCUCGUUCGCCAACCACGGUGGUCACCGUAUGAACAUCUGCCCUCCGUGCACGUUUCGCCAUGGCGGGUGCAAAAUAACGGCCGUGUGAUGGCGAUGGGGCCCGAAAAGGCGGAGGAAGACGAAAUGCAAUGCCGUUUCUUCACCAACGAGCAAUUCUUGGUGCACGCGACGAAGGAGCUCAUCGCGGUUGCCGUGCAACGAUAUCAGCUACAGCACCCAGAGGCCUGCGGUCCAUGGGUGAUAACCAAAGAGUUUUUCGAGCCCGCAUCCACCGCGGAGGAGGUUUUAACCUAUUGCGAUGCCCUUGUUGAGCGUCUUUUCGACAAGCUGGGCGAUCGGCUGCAUAAUCUGGAGACCUCUUCUUUGCUCUCCAAUAUCUUGGGUGUCCACCGCAUCGUCGGGAAGGAGGGUGGCCGACAGCUCCACGAGCGAGCGAACGCUUUUCUUACUCGAAAGGCUGCCCUGAUCUCGACGCCAGCUAUGAACCCUGAGAAUGUAGAAAAGAACGAUGAAUCAAGCGUUGGCAGGGCUAAUACCGUCAAGGAAUCUAUCACAGCACCGAACUACCUACAAAUUCUCUCAGGCUUUGCAGAUGAAAGUAGUUUUGUUGUGGAAGGUAAAGGACAUGCACAGACGCACACGUACCGCCCUGGGUUUGAUCCGCGCGCUAUGAUGAGAGAUCUUUUGCGGGUGAUUGAGGAAAUCAGCACAAACCUGCACGUUCCAUGGUCGUCGGAUAUGCAUCUGCAGGUCGUUCGAACAAUGGUUGGCUGUGGUACAAUGAAGGCGAACGACUACUUUGUGAAAAAUGUUCUUCGCCAGUUCGGAUGGAAAAGCGAGUUUCUAGAAGCGCUUUAUAUUGAGUAUCGACGGCACGAGGAUGUAGAUACUUGGGCUGAACUGACUAAACGAGCUUUGGUUUGGACCGCCCGCUACGAUGUGAAGGUUUCCGAACGACUGAAGCGUUUGAUCGAGGAUGACUACGAUGUGAUUGAGGUUCAAACGCGCACCUUCCGCGAGUUAGCGGUCUUCCAGUUCCGCGACGUCGAGGAGAAGCGUCAGGCGCGGAACGUCGUCAAUGAGCUUCCAAAUCCGUGGAUCGAUUACGUCGCCCAUGCGUUGCCCUUUCCAGAUCGUGAUGCGGGUUAUCCAGACGAGUAUGGUGAUAUCGGCCAAUGGCGCGCCCCAGGCGGCCCUGGAUCUCCGGUGAAGGGCCCCGGCUUCUACGCACCCCCCAUGGAGGGCGAGCACCACCGUGGCUACACUGCGGAAUGGCGAGAUUUGAAAAAUCCAAUGCGUCCUCCACCCUUUCCGAACCCGUGGGAACGCAAAUACGCGCAAUAUGCACGAGGCCAGCAUCCCUCUUAUGAUAUGGUUUACGCCGGACCCAUGCCGACGAUAUUUCCCGAUCGGCAUAACUUCCGAAAACCUACCCGAUGGGAUUUCCACGACGUCGAGAAACAAGGAAAGUACAAGAUUAGUGGACCAUACUAA